This is a messenger RNA of Blepharisma stoltei, 1390 nucleotides long. NCBI's taxonomy places the organism in Eukaryota, Ciliophora, Heterotrichea, Heterotrichida, Blepharismidae. The record is from the annotation of a GenBank genome assembly.
AUGGAACAUUUAUUCAAGACUGCACCUGCUGGUCUAAUUCGAGCUUGGCAGCCUAUUGAGCCCUCAAUUUAUUUCCCUAUCAGAGUGAAAUCACAACAAGAAGCCAUAGGCCUUAUAGCAGAUACAGAUAUCCCAUUUCGAUCCACAAUUUUAGAAAUCAAACACUAUAUCCCAGGUUUUAAACUGCUCCACAUUCCUCAAAUGAAAAGUCAAUUAAUAUCAGAUGUUUUUCAGUACCUUCAAGAAAUACAUCCACACAAACCUGAUCUCCACCAAAGGCUUAACAUAGGAUUCCAAAUUUCUUAUAUCUCCCGAAAUCUCGGGCACAUUUUGCACGAUUAUUUAGAUUCCUGGCCAACUGACUAUAAAAAAUCCUCAGAGCUAUAUCAAGGAGGAAGAACAAAUUCGUGGGGAUUGUCCAAUGCAAAUAGCUUAGAAAAAUCAAUGCUAAUAGAAACUUAUGAGACUAUUUAUAAAAACUCUAAAGGAUAUGUCGCUGGGGUUUCUGAGCCUGAGCAUCAAUGGUCUUUAAUAGAAAGCUAUAAAAGAGCAAUAAAUACAAAUGAUGGGCUCUGCGUAAUUCCAUUAAUGGAUCAUAUGAAUCAUGCUUAUAAGCCAAAUUGCGAAAUUUAUAGGGAAUUAGGGUCUUAUUCACUGAUAGCAGAAAGGGAUAUAAAAGCUGGGGAGGAGCUGACAAGGAAUUUUGGAAAUUUAAGUAGCGUUGAUUUUUUGUGAAGAUUUGGGUUUCUUGAUGAGGAUAAUCCUGAUAAAAAUACUAUUAUCAAUGCAGAAGUCGAUCCAAGCUGGCCGGACUUAUUAAGAAAGUUCGGAAUUACAGAUAAUUCCCCUAUCACUGAGCUAGACAAUCCUAACAACUAUACGAUGAAAUCUUUGAAAAAAGCUUUACUAAAAAAAUAUAAUAUAACAGAACUCUCAGAAUUCAAAAUUACACGCCCACCACUUCCUGAUAUGGAAAAAGUGCAUAUAUUAACUCUAUUAAAUAUUUUAUCAAUUUUUAUAUACAAAGACCUUUCUUUAUAAAAAAGUCUAUUUUUCAGUUCUAAAAGGUCUUUUGUUUGUUAUAAAGAGGGAUAAAAUUUUAUUUUGGAAAUUAAAAGACUUCAAAGACAUAGGCAUAAAAAGUGUUGAAGACAUAUUAAAUCUUGAUUUCUCUCAAGAAGUGUGUGAAAAAGUAAGGGAUAGAGCGAACUAUUUUAUCUAUCUUACAAUGCUGCAGAAUAAAAGGAUAAAAGAAGCAAAAAAGAACUCGAAUCCAGUUUUGGCAAAAUUCGAAGAUAUUGAAUAUCAACUAUUUCUUGAAAAUGAAAAUUAUUAUUUCCAAAGAUUAGGAAAAUUCGCAGAUAAGGCUAAAAAUAUCAAAUUUGGAUAA